Messenger RNA from Penicillium subrubescens, 273 nucleotides. RefSeq lists its product as uncharacterized. Gene Ontology annotation, biological process: D-sorbitol catabolic process. Gene Ontology annotation, molecular function: L-iditol 2-dehydrogenase (NAD+) activity. The coding region runs from base 1 to 273 and encodes 90 amino acids. The record is from RefSeq and is a predicted model, not a curated record. The transcript has a single exon. Lineage: Eukaryota; Fungi; Ascomycota; Eurotiomycetes; Eurotiales; Aspergillaceae.
AUGAAAUUCGCUGCCAACCCGCCAUACACUCAUGGAACGCUGUCAAAGUACUACAAGAUACCCGCAGACUGCUGCUACAAGGUCCCGACCAACAUGGAGAAACCAUUUGGCCUCGAUGAAGCUGUGUUAAUUGAGCCACUUGCUGUUGCGGUGCACUCGGUACGACAAGUUGGAGUCCAGCCCGGUGAUAAAGUCGUCGUCUUUGGUGCUGGAACGAUAGGAUUGCUUUUUGUGGCCGUUGCUCGAGAGUACGGUGCAAUCUUGAUUACCUGA